Molecule: messenger RNA, 8992 nt
Organism: Symsagittifera roscoffensis
Lineage: Eukaryota; Metazoa; Xenacoelomorpha; Acoela; Convolutidae
Exons: 26
Coding region: 56-8794 (2912 amino acids)
Biological process (GO): mitochondrion organization
Cellular component (GO): SAM complex; cytoplasm
Source: RefSeq, a predicted model, not a curated record
UGGAGAUGAACCUGAAACCAGAAAACCGGAUAGUUAUGAAACCGAUGACGACAAAAUGAAAUCUCUAGAGGCAACAAAAGGUCAGUUGAGUAUUCGUGAACUCAAGUUAGGAUCCAAUGCUGCGGGAAAAUGGGUGGAUAAACUUUUAUCCAAAGAUUGUGAGGAGCCUUAUAAGAUCGAAUCGAGGCCAGAUGAAGAUGGUUUGAAGCAAAGUGAAACCGAUCAGCUGACAGAAUAUGAGUCGCAGAGCGUUCGCGGUGAUAGUGUAAAGCGACCGGUAUUGAUAGUUGAACCUCCCAGAGAUCAGAGCAUGGCAAUUUUAGAUGCCGCGAACCCUGCAGUUGAUAUCGAUAAAAAACCCAAUUUGAGUCAAGAAGAAAGUGGCAACGAAUCAAAACCAAGAGUAACUUUGCAACCAGAGGCUGCAACCUCUCAUCAAACUCAGCAGCGGCCAUUUGUAUCAGAACCAAAUCAGGAAAGCAUUUUGUUGGAUCCGGCAGCCCAAAAUAAGCUGGAAAGCACACCAGACAUGGUACUGGAUAUUGACACUUCCAUUGGAAACCAAGAAAGUGGAGAUGAACCUGAAACCAGAAAACCGGAUACGUAUGAAACCGAAGACGACAAAAUGAAAACUUUAGAGGCAAAAAAAGGUCAGCUUAGUGUUCGUGAACUCAAGUUAGGAUCCACUGCUGCGGGAAAAUGGGUUGAUAAACUUUUGUCCAAAGAUUGUGAGGAGCCUAAUAAGAUUGAAUUGACGCCAGACGAAGAGGAUUUGGAGCAAAGUAAAACCGAUCAGCUGACAGAAUAUGAGUCACAGAGCGUUCGCGGUGUUAGUGUAUAUCGACCGGUAUCGACAGUUGAACCUCCCAGAGAUCAGAGUACGGCAAUUUCAGAUGCCGCGACCCCUGCAGUUGAUAUCAAUAAAAAACCCAAUUUGAGUCAAGAAGAAAGAGGCAACGAAUCAAAACAAAGAGUAAUUUGGCAACCAGAAUCUUUAACCUCUAAUCAAACUCAGCAGCAGCCAUUUGUAUCAGAACCAAAUCAGGAAAGCAUUUCGUUGGAUCCAGCAGCCCAAAAUAAGCUGGAAAGCACACCAGACAUGGUACUGGAUAUUGACACUUCCAUUGGAAACCAAGAAAAUGGAGAUGAACCUGAAACCAGAAAACCAGAUACGUAUGAAACUGAAGACGACAAAAUGAAAUCUUUAGAGGCAACAAAAGGUCAGUUGAGUAUUCGUGAACUCAAGUUAGGAUCCAAUGCUGUGGGAAAAUGGGUGGAUAAACUUUUAUCCAAAGAUUGUGAGGAGCCUAAUAAGAUUGAAUCGACGCCAGACGAAGAGGGUUUGAAGCAAAGUGAUACCGAUCAGGUGAAAGAAUAUGAGUCAGAGAGCGUUCGUGGUGAUAGUGUAAAUCGACCGGUAUCGACAGUUGAACCUCCCAGAGAUCAGAGUACGGCAAUUUCAGAUGCCGCGACCCCUGCAGUUGAUAUCGAUAGAAAACGCAAUUUGAGUCAGGCAGAAAGUGGCAACGAAUCAAAACAAAGAUUAACUUUGCAACCAGAAGCUGCAAUCUCUGAUCAAACUCAGCAGCGGCCAUUUUUUUCAGAAUCAAAUCAGGAAACCAUUUCGUUGGAUCCUGCAGCCCAAACUAAGCUGGAAAGCACACCAGACUUGGUACUGGAUAUUGAUAUUUCCAUUGGAAGCCAAGAAAUUGAAAAUGAACCUGGAACCAGAAAAACGGAUACGUAUGAAUCCGAGGACGACAAAAUCGAAUUUCUAGAUGCAACGAAAGGUCAGUUUAGUGUUCGUGAACUCAAGUUAGGAUCCACUGCUGCGGGAAAAUGGGUUGAUAAACUUUUAUUCAAAGAUUGUGAGCAGCCUAAUAAGAUCGAAUUGGCGCCAGAUGAAGAAGAUUUGGAGCUAAGGAAAACAGAUCCGCUCAAAGACUAUGAGUCACAGAGAACUCCCGAUGAAACAAUCAAUCAGUCGGAAUCGACGGUUGAAUCUCCUAGGGAUAUGACUACGCCACCUCCAGACGUCGUCACGCAUGCGGUUCUUGAUGAUGAAAUCCUUAAAUUGAAACAAGGAGAAACUGAAGAUGAAAGUAUGCCAGUGUCAAAUUUGUUGCCGCAAUCUUCAACCCACUACUCUUCAAGCACUCGAGAGACAGCAACCACAACAAAAGGAGACACUGUGAUCAUUGUACCCGAUCCAGGAGCCCAAUUUAAUCUUGAAAGCAUACCGGAUACGUUCUCCUUAAUUUCUGGCGGAGAUCAACCAGGAAGUAGGCCAAAAAGUCCUGCUGGUAACAAAAAUCAAAAACCGACGAAAAACGAUAUACCGCAACUAAUAAGUAAACCAACGAUUGUUGACGAACGAGGCAAGGGAGUUUUAAACCUGCGCGAUGCUAAGUUUGCCUCAAAAGGUGCAGCUAAAUGGAUUGACAAGUUGCUAUCUAAAGAGGAUGAUAAAUCUCCAAAUUUACCCAUUAGCGACGGGAAUCAAAAAGAAACGCAAUCGCAAAAACCCCUUGAGUGCGAAGUUCCAAAGGAAACUCGUAGCAAAGAUAAGUAUAAUGUGCCGUCGAGCAAAUCGAAUGUGUCGAUAGAUAACAUCCAAAAGCCUGAUAAAGAAAACGACACUUCAAAGUUACCAAUAGACAAAACAGUUACAGUAGUUCCAGGAUCUGAAGACAGCGAAGGCAAACAGUUGUCUAUGCCUGACAACAAAAAUGAAAAACCUCUAAGUCUUAUCGAUGACACUAAUAAAUCUGGAAUUCAGUUUAGUUUUGGUCUUCCGUCAUUUGGUCUAAACCAAAAAGACUAUCAAAUGCAUGUGCACGAUGGAAACGUUGUUUCAGUACGAACUCCAAACGCAGGAGAGAUUCAAUUGCCCUCUGAUAUAUCAAAUGCAAAGGUAGAUGAUACCAGAUUAGACAAGUUACCAAUAGAUAAAACAGUUGCGGUAACUCCAGGAUCUGAAGACAGCCAGGGCAAACAAGCAGGCAAACAGGCAGGCAAACCUUCAGGUGAAAACCAUGGCACGAAAUCAGGGAUGUAUUUUGGCUUCAAUCCACCCUCGCUUAGCCUUAGCCAAAAAGAGAAGCAGAGCUCUAAUGUUCCAGAAGAAGCUCUGGAUAAAGAGAAAGCUCAAAUUCCCACGGAGACAUCAAAUCUCUUGUCAGAUGAGCUCAAAAAAUCUGAACAGAACAACGACGAAAGACCUGAGCCGAAUGAGGAAUUGAAUGUAAAUCUUUCCAAGAUCAGUGAUAAAAAUGUAGCAGCUCGUAUCCAUUCAGUAUCGCCAGAUCAUCAAAUAAUUGAUAGAGAGAGGGUCAAAAAGAACGAUGUGGGAAAAUCUCUCGACGACGAGUCUAAAUUGGAUUCCGAUAGCUUAGCAGUUGACUCGCGGGGUUUCCCUUUUGGAAAAGCCUCUGCUGAAAUCGAAAUUAAAAUAGAAACCGGCGUCAUCACUGAAGCCGAGCCAGAGGUUGAUGCUCCUAAACUCAGUGAAAAACAAGACAAGAAGACAUUUGGGAGUUUGUUUCCUCUGUUUGGAAGAUCGAAGCCUAAAGAUGCCGAGGUGGAUAAAGAAAUGGCGUCAAAGCCAUCAAGCGUGCAGCCACGUGAUAGCAAGCAGGACGAGGACUUGCAAGUGUUGGUUGACGACAACAAGUCCGUGAACAGUAACGAAAGUGACGUCAGAAUAGACAUGCCUGAAUGGGAUACUUCAAGAGAUCCUUUACUUCCAAAUAAGGAAGGAGGGGACAGGCGCCACUUGUUCAGUGAAGAAGAGAGAAAACAGAUGGGUACCCUCCCAGACACCAAGAAAAAGAAGCACAUCAAAAUCAAUAUAGACGAAGGCAGCGAGAGUGAAGUCAGUAUUUCUGACUCGUUGGCUAAUCAGAGAAGAGACCUCUUUGACGAAACGACCUCUAAGCCAAAAACUAAAGCCUAUGCAGUCCUGAAGUCUACAGAAAAUGACGAAGAGACUACAGUUGAGAAGCAGAAACUCCUUCAAAGCCCAGUUGAAGAUGAAUUUAUUGAUAGAAACAGAAAACCAGUGUCAGAGGACAUUUCAGUGGCCCAGAACUCAUCUAGCACACGUGACUUGCAAUCGUUGCCGGGUUCAAAUCUGGAAAGCAUGGACGAUCUUUCGGAAUUGCCUCUGGCCAGCAACUUCGAAAAAGGACCUAGAAGAGAAGUACCUGAAAACAGAAGACCAGGCACUGCCCUUGGCACCAAUGUUCUUUCUCAGAUUCCUGGCACAGCAAUAGGGAUGAACGAAAGCAUAGACACCACACUCUUCAACUUCACCCUCAAUUCGACGUUCUGUCCUCGUGCGGAGAGUACCCUGGAGCCCAGACCCCACGAGAGUGCCUGUAGUGACUAUGACGUGGAGGUGUUCUGCUAUACUACCACUGGAUCCACCAGCAUGGUAGAUCUGAUGAGUCUGGAGGUGCUAUGCUAUCUCCUGGCAGUGGAUGUCAAACCAAUUGUUCACUCCAUUCAUUCUUAUGAGACGCUGUGCCAGGAGAGCUAUCCGAAGUACGUGAUCAGGAACAAGAAGGAGGACAAUGUGGAGACUGUGUUCUACACCUCCCAGGAGGUCAUGAUGUUCCUCAACGCAGUCAUACAGGCCAACACCCCAGACGCAGACACACACCACCUAGCGAAGGCAGAGGGAGGUAGGGGUCUGAAGGAGCGUGGCCUGCAGAGUGUGGAGAAACUGAGACUGGGGCUGGUCUACACCCUCUUCUUCCACAGAGACAACUUCGCCCACCUUGUCACCCCCUUCUACAUGAAGGUCCUCCCAUACCUCACCGCCAUAUCCAAGCCCAAAAUGGCACAGGACUUCUGGGAAUCAUUCAUUGGGGCUAAUGGACGCAAUGUGGAUACAGAUGGCCCAAUCAUCAUCGAAGAGGCAGUGCAUGCCAUGCAAGACCUCAUAGACCUAACGGAGAGUGAUGUCAGAUUCCCUCACAAAGACGAGAUUGAAUAUCUGUUCAUGGCAUCCAUCAUCCAACUGAACUUAGUUGACCUCAAGCCCAGCCGAGAUCCAUUCCAUGACGUCAUUUCUGAGAACCAGCAAUUGAAUUUAGAAGCUGCAGCAAUCUUCAGGCGUCUGCAGUUGUAUCUUCCGCGUGUGAAUUGGCAGGACAGGUACUAUUAUGUGAGACCCUCCAAUGCACUCAGCAUGUCACUCCAAAGUCUCAUUCCCCGCGAGUUCCUGACUGUGGGAGGAGCAGUGUCCGUGUACGCAUGCCCUGCCCCCGAUGGGCUGCCCUCUUGGGACCUGUCAUGUCUCAAAACCAUCGUCAUUCUCAGGGGACUCGGCUUCCCAGUCAACCUCCGAUCUUGCCAGGAGGGCUCUAGCCCCAGGAUGUUCAAUGACUGCCCAGUGUACGAGAUGGACGAGACGACGUUCGACUCUCCCUCGGAGCUGAUGAAGUAUCUCUCCAACAGCUUCAAGUUCACUCUGCCCAAAGCACAUCACUACAAUGAACAAAAACUCGUGCAGCGCAUACUCGACAGGUUCCGUGAGGUGUCUCAACAGACCAUGUGGACGAGGGAGGAGAACAAGGAGUUCACGAUGGACAUGUGGAGAGAGCAGAGCAGCAGCUGCACUGUGAUGAAACAUUUGACCAGCACAGCCGCCGCUACUUCCAACCAAUCACCGCCGGAGUCCCUGAUGAGUCCAGUGAAUGAACAGAAGAUGCGUCUUGAACUGGACAGUGCAAUUGGCUACCUGUCUGGCAUUCUGGACGACAAACUGUUCCUUCUGGGAUCUACUCAGCCGAGUGAAUUAGACGCUGAGUUGUUCUCGGUGCUGGCAGUUCCCCUAAUGAAUGAGUUCCCAUGGAACCCUCUCUACCAGGCAAUGUCCACCCAUCCGAACAUGUACUACUUCCUCGCAGACAUACUUCGAAACUACUUGAACAUUGAGCCCAAGCGCACCUAUCAAGAUCUGCGCCUGUCCAAGAUGUCUUCUCUGGUCUCAUCUCCUAAACGAGCCGAGGAUCAGUUGCCAGACGUAGAUGACUCUAUGGACCCAGAUACAACCAAUGUCAACUUCGUGUCUCCUCUCACAUCCUCUGCGGAGUACUCCCCCUCUCCCACCAAGUCCAUCAUGGUCUCCAUCCACGUGGUCGGAUGUCCCUCCUUCCUUCCCAGUCUAGAUCCCCACUGUCUGUUUGCUGCCAUCUACCUCGGCAUGAACGACAUACCCACUAAAUUUGUCACCAAACACUGCUAUUCGAACUUGUGCUGUCGAAAGUACCCUGCCUUUACAGUACGCAGAUUCCACCAGAACAAACUGAGAGUAUUUUUCUCUGCGGAGAAGCUGAUUGCAUAUCUGGAGAAGGUCAACUGUCUUCCCCAUCCUGACGAUUCGCACAAGACAUUGAACGAUGCCUUUAUCCGGAGUGCAGAGUGUUUUUUGGAGCCAGCAGUUGUGUUACACUUCUGGCGGGUGUUCGGCACCAGGUUUGAACAAGUGUUCAACGCACAGAGUUCCCAAUGCUGCCUCGGAUCACUCCGCUUCAGUCGAAUCAGGGGAAGAGUUGUACCGAAAGUGAUUGAGGAAGUGCAGACGCGAUACAGCACCCAGACUGACUCAGACACAAUCCAGAUGGUGUUUGCGAGUGCAGAGGCAUUCCUGCGGGACAUCGGCACUCUUCUGGGUGGCCAGUCGUUCCUGUGUGGGAGGAGCUAUAGCAAACUGGAUGCUAAGAUAGCCUCUCUCCUUUUGAUGCCACUUCUCUGCAAUGUAGGAUCCUCCACCAUCACUCGGGUGCUGCAGUCCAACCAAAACCUACAGGACUAUCUCUACAGGAUAUACAGGGGAUAUCUGAGGCAGCAUAUAUUGUACUUGAUCAACGACCACAAGGAAAUCAUUCUCUCGCCGAACUUAAACGUGUUGGAAGUGCCCCACUUCGAUCCCUACUUCAAAAUGCAGCAACUCAACAAUUCCUCCCGUCAGUCAGAUUCCUCGGACGUUCGAUUACUGCUCAGCCACUCGUUCUCAAUGGCCGAUCAAGUGGUGAUCUACACGCCACUGGCCAAUAGGAGUGGUCUGCCCACUUUGGACCACGAAUGCAUCCAAUUGGCAGCCAUGCUCAGAUCGCAAAACAUUUCUGUCCAUUUUGAGCACCGUCACACUAAGCUUUACAUGCAGCCUGAAUUGCCUAUCAUUGAAAUCAGACAGAAUGACGGAACCAGAUUCGCUGUUCCCCGCGAAGAGAUCGACUUGUAUCUGAACCACUUCGACGACGCUUUUCAUUUCACAUCUGACGAGAAGGAGCAGCACGACCACUUGCUGAGUAGAUGUGAUCUGCAUUUGCUGCCAGCUGUGCUUUACACUCUCUGGGCUGUCAGCGAGAACUUCGAGUCCCUCACUCUGGAUUGGUUCACCAGAAAGUGUUUCGAGUCAAAUAAACUCCAGAAAGCCAACGUCAAAAGGGAUGAAGUAAUUCGCUGGAUACAAGAGGAAAUUCACUGUUCAGAUGACUUAUUGUCUCCACAAUCGUCAAUUGAGCUUAUGCAAUCAGCCAUAAUGUAUCUGAAGGAACUGUCUGCCAUUUUGGGUAACAGCAACUACGUGUUGUGUGAACACUUCACUUCGUUAGAUGCUCAGCUGUUUGCGCUCCUGUUUAUCCUCACAGAGAUAGAAGUGCCUUCCAACCCCCUCUCAGUUUUCAUAGAGAGGGACUCCAACCUGCACAGAUAUGACUACCAGAUCAAAACCAGGAUAUUCACGACAACCAAUCGGGAUCCCUACACGACGAGCAUGUCUUCCUUCAAGAGCAAGGCAGUCUCGGAAACAGUGACCUCCAACAUAUCCACAGAUGACCUGCUACAGCUGGACUCACAGCCUCUCAUACUCCGAGCGGCAGUUAGGACUCGCAACAUCACCCGCAGACCAGUCGUCAUCCAGUGUUUUGGCUACAAGUCCCGAGUGCCCACUUUAGAUGUGAGCAGUUUGGAACUGGCCGCAUCGCUGGCAUUUGUUCACGUGCCUGUCAAGUUCAACACUACUACUAGAGGGUUUAGUCUGUGGCUGAUGUACAGGCCCCCUCCGGUGAGAAGCUUCUCUCUGGACACGGCCACCGGUGAGUCGAUUGAAGGAACCGACCACCACUCAUUCCUGUCUGACGUGGCCAAAGUGUACGGAGUGCAUCCUGACUCAUGGCUAGCCAACACACAGCUGCAAGACAUGCAUAAGUUGCGGGAGUACAUUCUGGAUGCGCUGGUGCCCUUCGUGAGUGACCAGCUGUGGUUCGAGCACUAUCACGAUGUGGCCAGACCCUGGAUCAAGAACAAUCUGCCUCUGUUUGUGUCCGACUCCAUUGCAAACCAGCAAAGGAUGCAACAGAUGCACGAAAGACGCAGCCAAACUUCAUCAGAAACGCUGCUGCAGAAUUACAUCUCGUGCUGUCAGAAGCUGUCGUGGCUGCUGAAUGAGAACGAGUUCCUGCUCGGCUGUCGGCCAUGCACUCUCGACGCCCUCGUCUUCUCCCAUCUCUCAGUCCUGAGGGAACUGAAGUCCUCGCUCUGUCUGGACCUAGCUGAACCCACCAGGGAUAACCUCAUCAAGUACCUCGACAGACUGUCGGCGAGGUAUGUGCUUCUGAACCCCGGCUGGCGCAGGUACAACUGUGGCAUGUACUGGUCUCUGGCCCUGAUGGCCAUACUCUCGGGCACUGUGGCCUUCUCUGCUAUGGCCACUAUGGAACACUACCAAGUAUGGCCCCUGUUCGCACAGUCAGAGCCACAUCUGUUCACCGAUCUAGAAUGAAAUCGAAGUUUAAACUACACCCUUGAACUCUCGAUCUCCUUGUGAAGCUUCCAAGCUCUCAGUGCCUUUAAAAUAACCAGCUGCUUCAUUGGCAACUCUAAAAUUUAUAACUUUGCAAAAUUAAACAAUUUAUACAUUCAAGUAAAAACAUAAACUGGCCUCGGUUAUUUCAUAGUAGUUAAUUAAUUAUGUCCAGAA